This is a messenger RNA of Misgurnus anguillicaudatus (oriental weatherfish), 3578 nucleotides long. NCBI's taxonomy places the organism in Eukaryota, Metazoa, Chordata, Actinopteri, Cypriniformes, Cobitidae. The record is from RefSeq and is a predicted model, not a curated record.
CAGUUUCUCACAUCACUGCAGUCACAGCAGCGCGCCCCAGCAUCCCAUUUGGCGCACUUUCAUUCAUCUUUUGGAACUCUACUGUUGCAUAGCCUUUGUGCAAAAUACACCAUGUCGUAGCACUGGACUAACUGGAAUAAGCCGUAUAUGUGUUGUGACUGCGAACAAAGAUGAAUACUACUUUGGAUCCACUUUCAGCAUCUCUUCUUUACAACGAGAAAGAUGGAAACAAAACCUUCAGCAACCUUUUCCCACAACCGGACUGGCAGGUGGCACUAUGGGCAAUUGCAUACACCUUAAUCGUAAUUGUUUCCGUCGUUGGCAAUGUCACAGUUAUCUGGAUCAUUUUGGCACAUAAACGAAUGAGGACAGUGACCAACUUCUUUAUUGUAAACCUCGCUUUCUCGGAUGCGUCAAUGGCAACUUUCAACACCGUCUUCAAUUUCGUGUAUGCUUUGCACAAUGACUGGUAUUUCGGUUUAGGAUACUGUAAAUUUCAAAACUUCUUUCCAAUAACAGCUAUGUUCUCAAGCAUUUAUUCAAUGGCAGCUAUUGCUGUGGACAGAUAUAUGGCUAUAAUCCAUCCCUUGAAACCCAGGCUGUCCUCCACCACUACUAAAGUUCUGAUCGGGCUCAUCUGGGCCGUGGCAUUUGCUCUGGCCUUUCCUCAGUGUUAUUAUGCCAGUACCAAAUUCUUCUUUCCUCGGACUGUCUGUAUGGUGGAAUGGCCUGGAGAUUAUGGAGGGAAGCAUCAGCUCUCGUACCAGAUUGCUGUGAUUAUCCUAAACUACUUACUCCCUCUGCUGGUGAUGCUGGUCACCUACAGCCUGGUGGGCCGGAGGUUGUGGGGUAGUGAGAUCCCUGGAGAAGCAUCAGAUCACUACCAGAAUCAUAUACAGGCAAAACGCAAGGUUGUGAAGAUGAUGAUAGUGGUGGUGAUGACCUUUGCAAUAUGCUGGCUCCCCUACCACAUCUAUUUCAUUCUGGGAAGCUUCAACAAGGACAUAUACAAGCAACAUUACAUCCAGCAGGUCUACCUGACCAUCUUCUGGCUGGCAAUGAGUUCAACUAUGUAUAACCCCAUUAUUUACUGCUGUCUAAACCAAAGAUUUCGCUCAGGUUUCCGCAAAGCAUUCCAGUGCUGUCCAUUUGUGAAUAUAUCCGAGGAGGACAACAUGGAACUACAGCACAUGAAGACCUUACACAUGAGGCGCAGUUUUCGCACAGAGACCGCCAGCGUUGUGGUCCGCAACCAUGCCAGCGACCCAGAAGAUACCACAUCCACACUUAUCAAAGCUUAGUGUAUUAUCGUAAUGGAAAAAAGGACAGAGAGGAAUCAAGCAUGGCCGCACUCAAUACCUCACAGCUGAAUUUGAAUUUCACUCCUAUCAUGUUGCGUGGGGGGUUCUGUGGGCUUUACAGUUGGAGUAUUAAUGUACUCUUAUGGCAUAAGCACCAAGCCUUAUUUGUUUAUGUAUUGAUGAUUAAUGUACUAGUUCUAGUAUACAUACUAUAUAUUCUGUACAUACACUACAGUAUACACUCGCCUAAAGGAUUAUUAGGAACACCCUGUUCAAUUAAUGCAAUUAUCUAAUCAACCAAUCACAUGGCAGUUGCUUUAAUGCAUUUAGAGGUGUAGUCCUGGUCAAGACAAUCUCCAAAACUCCAAACUGAAUGUAAGAAUGGGAAAGAAAGGCGAUUUAAGCAAUAUUGAGCGUGGCAUGGUUGUUGGUACCAGACGGGCCAGUCUGAGUAUUUCACAAUCUGCUCAAUUACUGGGAUUUUCAUACACAACCAUUUCUAGGGUUUACAAAGAAUGGUGUGAAAAGGAAAAAACAUCAGUAUGCGGCAGUCCUGUGGGCGAAAAUGCCUUGUUGACGUUAGAGGUCAGAGGAGAAUGGGCCGACGGAUUCAAGCUGAUAGAAGAGCAACUUUGACUGAAAUAACCACUCGUUACAACUAAGGUAUGCAGCAAAGCAUUUGUGAAGCCACAACACGCACAACCUUGAGGCGGAUGGGCUACAACAGCAGAGGACCCCACCGGGUAGCACUCAUCUCCACUACAAAUAGGAAAAAGAGGCUACAAUUUGCAUGAGCUCACCAAAAUUGGACAGUUGAAGUAAAAAUGUUUCCUGGUCUGAUGAGUCUCGAUUUCUGUUGAGACAUUCAGAUGGUAGAGUCAGAAUUUUGCGUAAACAGAAUGAGAACAUGGAUCCAUCAUGCCUUGUUACCACUGUGCAGGCUGGUGGUGUUGGUGUGGGGGAUGUUUUCUUGGCACACUUUAGGCCCCUUAAUACCAAUUGGGCAUCGUUUAAAUGCCACGGCCUACCUAAGCAUUGUUUCUGACCAUGUCCAUCCCUUUAUGACCACCAUGCACCCAUCCUCUGAUGGCUACUUCCAGCAAGAUAAUGCACCAUGUCACAAAGCUCGAAUCAUUUCAAAUUGGUUUCUUGAACAUGACAAUGAGUUCACUGUACUAAAAUGGCCCCCACAGUCACCAGAUCUCAACCCAAUAGAGCAUCUUUGGGAUGUGGUGGAACGGGAGCUUCGUGCCCUGGAUGUGCAUCCCACAAAUCUCCAUCAACUGCAAGAUGCUAUCUUAUUAAUAUGGGCCAACAUUUCUAAAGAAUGCUUUCAGCACCUUGUUGAAUCAAUGCCACGUAGAAUUAAGACAGUUCUGAAGGCGAAAGGGGGUCAAACACAGUAUUAGUACGGUGUUCCUAAUAAUCCUUUAGGUGACUGUAUAUAGUGCUUUAUCACACUGUAAAAUAGCAACGAAUUUUACAAGUGGCAGUUAAAAAUGGCACACUCAAUAUUAAAUUUGGAUCUGUUACAUUUCUAAAAGUAAGGGUUCUUAACAUCAUCAUUACAGUACGGUAUCAAUAACCAUUUUAUGCUGUAUAUAUAUUAUUCUCCGGAGAGAAAAGAAAUUCUUAAUAUAUUAUUAUGGUUCUCGAAUAUGUGUUUCUUGGUUUACAAAAAAUACAGAGAAUUAGUUCCGAAACAAAAAGAAAGAAAAUGGGAACUUAAAUAGAUCUUAAAUCAGAACAUUUUUGGUUGUAAUUGGAGUCAUUAUUUUAAUAAGCGUAUCCUAAAGCUGGUCACAUGAUUAAUACUACAGAAUAUCCAUCCAAGUGUUUAUACUCUACACUGCAUGUACCAUUAGCUUGUAUAUUGUCAAAAUAGUAAAAAGAUAUAUACCAAAAUUAUUGAUAGUGAUCAGUAACAUUAUUUAACUAUACUUGAAACUAAACAGACAUUUCAGUGUUAUAAUUGUAUUGUACGUAAACAAGGAAGCUCAAAUUCAAUGGUUCUUAAUGUUUACAUGUAUUAUGUAUAAAUCUGCAUGUAUGUCCAAACACUUGUUCUGAUGUCAAUUUAAAUGUUACCUUGUUCUUUGGUGUAAAGAAAAUAAAGUGUCAUUGGAUUGAUAUCAGAGUUUAUUCAGCUGGGUUUUACUGUCUGUUGUGGAUUUUAUGGUUAAAUUUAAUUUGGCAUGUUACCUAAAAAUGUAAAACUAGUACCAGUGUGUAAUUGCAGAAAAGUAGAAUAAUAACCACCCUUUUCCCCUAAAACUU